AUGAAGUACCUAAUAAAGUUCGUUAGGAUCUCUCUAUCCAAUGCUUCAAAGCCAACGGCAUGUCGUUUUCUCUCCUCCUCACCAGACAGUCCACGUCAUCACCGGCGUCCUAAAUGGACCCCGCCGCUACCUGAAAAACUUCCCUCUCCAACUGCAAACCCUAACUAUUCACAUAGCGACUUCUCUACUCUCUGUAACCUACUCAGUGACCCGAACCUUAAACCCCUGGAAACCGCCUUGGACCAAACCGGAAUAAAACCGGAAACGAGUCUGUUAAAUGCGGUGUUUGAUCAUUUUAAUUCCUCUCCUAAAUUGCUACACUCUCUGUUUGUUUGGGCUGAUAAACAACCUGAGUUUGAAUCCUCUACAACGUUGUUUAAUUCAGUGAUAAAUGCACUUGGUAAAAUGAAGGAAUUUGAUUCUGCUUGGUGUCUAGUUCUUGAUCGGACCGGUUUGGUUUCGAGUGACACGUUUGCAAUUCUGAUCAGAAGGUACACUCGCGCAGGAAUGCCCCAAUCUGCUAUCAGGACAUUUGAAUAUGCAAUUAGCUUAGAUUUUAUAUGUGAUUAUAAUUGCGAUGCCUUGUUGGAAAUUUUAUUAGAUUCACUUUGUAAAGAAGGGCAUGUUAGGGUUGCUAAAGAAUAUUUUGAUAGUAGAAAGCAAUUGGAUUCUUGUUGGAUUCCGCAUGUUCGAAUAUAUAAUAUACUGUUAAAUGGGUGGUUUCGUUCAAGAAAGCUCAAACACGCUGAGAGACUUUGGUUGGAAAUGAAAAAGAACAAUGUGAGCCCAAGUGUUGUGACUUAUGGUACUUUGGUUGAAGGGUACUGCCGAAUGCGUCGGGUUGAAAGGGCGAUCGAGUUAGUGGAUGUUAUGAGAAAGGAAGGAAUAGAACCGAAUGCAUUAGUGUAUAAUCCGAUUAUUGAUGCAUUGGCUGAAGAAGGUAGGUUUAAGGAGGUAUCUGGGAUGAUGGAGUACUUUUUGCAAUCUGAAUCAGGUCCCACUAUUUCUACUUAUAAUUCUUUGGUAAAGGGGUAUUGUAAGGCUAAAGAUCCUGUGGGUGCUAGUAAGGUACUUAAAAUGAUGAUUAGUAGAGGUUUUGUCCCAACCCCUACAACGUAUAAUUAUUUCUUUAGGCAUUUCUCAAAAUUUGGAAUGAUUGAGGAGGGAAUGAACCUUUACACCAAGAUGAUUGAAUCUGGAUACACCCCAGAUAGGCUUACAUUCCAUCUUUUGUUGAAGAUGUUGUGUGAGGAGGAGAGAUUGGACUUGGCUGUUCAGAUUAGUAAAGAAAUGAGAUCAAGGGGAUGUGAUAUGGACUUGGCUACCAGCACCAUGUUGAUUCAUCUGUUUUGCAGAAUGCAUAGAUUUGAAGAGGCAUUUAUGGAGUUUGAAGACAUGAUACAGAAGGGUAUAGUUCCUCAAUAUCUUACUUUCCAGAGAUUGAAUGAUGAGUUAAGGAAACGGGGAAUGGUAGAGAGGGCACGAAAAUUAAGUGAUAUGAUGUCUUCUGUCCCUCAUUCAACAAACCUGCCCAAUACAUAUAGUGUAGAAGGAGAUGCAUUACGACGCGCAAGGAGAUCAUCUAUAUUGCAGAAAGCUGAAGCAAUGUCUAAAAUACUGAAAACUUGUAAUGAUCCAAGAGAACUUGUUAAGCUUAAAAGUUCAUCACAAAAUCCCAUUACAAGUGCAAUUCAGUUGAUUGAGAAUAUCAGAAAGAGAGUCAACAAGAUAUGAAGUUACAAAUCGUUAGGUAACUCUUUAAAGGCAUGUGAAUUAAAGGUGUUCAGUGACAAGAUUGUCCAGUUAUUCACAUAUCAGAGCAUAGCCACAAUGCAAAUAUACUCUUAUUCCUUCAAUCAUACUGGCCCUUCACUAAUUAGUUCAUCACACUUGCCAUUUUUGCUCCCCAUAGGACCGUUACCUAUUUUUGAGCUUGAUGGACAAAGGUCUUGCGCCAUAACACUGUUCACCAUCACAGGUCCAUUUCCCGCCUUAUAAAUGCCAGGUUUUGUUGCGAUCAGAGAAAUACAAGAAGACCCAUACAAACUUAUCUGAAGCUAGAGGUAUUGUCCCGUGCUUAUACCGCAUAAAAUUUCUAUAAAUUGUUUUCAAAACAGUAAGGGACCUACUCUCUUGAUUAUGCUUUGGAAAAAAAAAAGAAGAAAAUUCUCAUUGAUUACAGUUUAAAACUGCCACCAGCAAACUACCACUUGUAGUAGUGAAUCCAGUUUAUAGUCAACUAUGCGGGCAUUGAUGGAACCAACACUAUAUAUUAAAUUCUGAUGUAGACUUCCAACUGCUGAAAUUAAUUUCAACCAACAUUCUCUCUCAUUUGAACGUUUUGGAGUUCGGUUAUGCAUUGUUUUAUAUUUUGACAGCGAAUUAUAAAUAUGUAUUUUUCAUUUAAGGAUUUGGUUUUGGUUUACAGUGGGAGUAUACAUUUAGAAUAUGUAAAAGAAAUUUUGUUUUAAGGGAAGGAAGAACUUGUUCAAUCUUUGCAAUUCGCAAGUUUGAACGACCCUAUUUUUCUA
This is a messenger RNA of Ricinus communis (castor bean), 2531 nucleotides long. RefSeq names its product pentatricopeptide repeat-containing protein At5g11310, mitochondrial. The coding region runs from base 1 to 1734 and encodes 577 amino acids. NCBI's taxonomy places the organism in Eukaryota, Viridiplantae, Streptophyta, Magnoliopsida, Malpighiales, Euphorbiaceae. The transcript has 3 exons. The record is from RefSeq and is a predicted model, not a curated record. Gene Ontology annotation, molecular function: protein binding.